ACCUACCUCCUUUCUAAUCCCACAGUUUCCAUUUCUCAAGAGUUAGUAACUGCAACCUCAAAACACCCACUACUUUCAACUGCAUACAUUAGAGAAAAAAGAGAGAAAAAAUGACAAAGAAAAGCUCAGUGCUGCAUUCAAAACUCCAAGAACUCUCAUCCAUACUGGAUGAUCUGUUGCUGCAUGCCCCUGAUCAGACACAGUCCCAUGAAUCUCUCUCCAAAGACAUAAAGAACAAGAUUGCUUUCAUUCGGAAAUUGUUAUCUGCUGAAGUUGCUUCCAAUUCUCAAUCACCAUUGUCAUUAAGUCCCCACCAUCUGCACCACAUUUCCGAGAGACUUGCCUCCUUGGAGAAAGCCUUUCAUGCAUGGAACACUCAUCAGACACUGUCCCCUGAAGACAUCAACAUCGACAAUGAUUCUACCUGCUCUUGCUCCAAUGACGACGGAGAAGAAGAAGAAGAAGAAGAAGAAGAAGAAGAAGAGGUUUUUCAUGAUGAUGUUGGCGACACUGACAAGGAUAUGGUGGAAUUUCAUGAUGAGAGGGAGAUAACAAAGGUUGGAUUUGAUAGGAUCGCAUCUUUUGCUAAUUAUGAAGAUGCUAAGGAAUUUUUUGAAGGUGGAUACUACAAUGAAGAUUUUAUAAUUGUCUUCAUGUGAAUAUAUUUCUUUUUGACCUUUGGAUGAUGGAUUGUAUGGUUAGAUUUUGAUAUUUAUAAAAGUGUUGUUUUUGUUUAAA
Messenger RNA from Arachis ipaensis, 738 nucleotides. Lineage: Eukaryota; Viridiplantae; Streptophyta; Magnoliopsida; Fabales; Fabaceae. The record is from RefSeq and is a predicted model, not a curated record.